UAACCUGUCAGCAACAGGUACCAGUCCACAUGCAUGGUCUUCUGAUCUGACACAAAAGUCACGGAAUGCAGAUGAUCGAUGUUCGUAGGCUAUACCAUGGAGCUAUAAAAAGGAUCGAGCUUUUGGAACUACAAACAUUAGUGUCGGUGAUGUAAACACUUGUGUUUUGUAGCCCUUGUAAAUCGACGCCAGUCCAACCUCCUGGAGGUUGUGUAGCCCUGUGAGGUCUGAUUGUCGUGACAAGGCUCGUGCGAAUCACCGAGGCGGACAGUGCGGUUGUUUUGUAAGAGAAAGUUGACACAGGUCUGGCCGUUGAGUUUGCGAGGGGCAUUCGUGCUGAACUGCUGGUCCGGUAAUUCGGGAACUUGGCCCAAUCUUUGCGGGUUGUGUAUCACGGGUUUUCCACCAUGGAUUCCAGUUUUGUACCUCUUCUGCUUGUGGCUGGUGUCUACCUCACGAUGGCCGUAGCUCAGAGGCAAUCAGGUUCGUGUGAGCCAAUCACUAUAAACACCUGCACAGGCUCAGGUGUCAUCCACCAAUACACCAGCGUACCAAUCACCUUACCCAAUGGCCCGGGACCAGACGCCGGCUUCACUACCUACCGAAACCAAAAGAAAGCGCUUCAAGGAAGGAGGCAGCUUGUCUCUCUACUCAAGGGCCGUAAGCACAAGGCGUGCCGAGAGUACAUGAAGCCUUUCGUUUGUGCUGCUUUCUUACCCGCAUGCAAUGAGAAUGGAGAUGCAGUUCCACCUUGCAUGGAGCUGUGUCUUGCGACCAAAGCAAAUUGUCAGGUCAGCAUGGAGGAUUUAGGAUUGGAGUGGCCAGACGAGUUGGACUGUGACGUGUUUCCUACCAGGAGCAAUGUUCCGCAUUGCAUUGCCGGUAACCUUGUAGACAGCAUGGGCCUGCCAAGCAAAGUGAUCCUACGCGAGGUGGUUGCUUCUUUCGAUUCAAUCUUUGUGUCUUGGGAAACUGAAGACCCUAGCACCAUGAUCCAAGGGUACAGGUUGGAAUAUGAAGAUGGCGUAUCAAUAAUGAAGAUGUUUGAUUUGGCAGCCACAGAGUCUGAGUUCACUAUCACUGGUUUAACUCCCAUCACCAAUUACGUGAUUAAAUUGCGAGCGUACAAUUUCGUGGGUGAAGGAGAGGCUGCUAUGGCAAGCGCACUGACCAAGCCAUCAAGUGAAGGGGGAUCAACAGAACAGGGGUCAGCAGAAGAGGGAGCUGUUCGUCUUGUUAGCGGUUAUGGUGUCCCGCAUUCUGGUCUUGUUCAGUACUACAAGGACGGCCAGUGGGGUUACCUCUGCGCCCCGCUGGUAUGGGACGAAGACAACGCUGAUGUCGUCUGUAGACAACUGGGCUUCGGUCCAGCGCUGUUCAUCGCUUCACUUGGACAGAUGUUUGGCUCUGGGGAUGGCGUUGGGUACGCCUCAGGGUCAAAGUGCACAGGUCAAGAAGCGACCCUGGCUGACUGUGCCAUUGAUCCCUGGGAUAUCAAGGCUGGAUGCAAUCACUAUUCAGACGUUGGAGUCAUCUGUGACACUGGAUCAAGAGAGACCGCUAUCCGCCUCAGCAAUGGAACAUCAAGCAAGGGCGUCCUUGAAGUGUUCUAUAAUAAUGAGUGGGGCACUGUAUGUGAGGAGGGAUGGGACGUCAAGGAUUCCGAGGUCGUCUGUCGUCAGCUGGGAUAUAACGGAGUCAAAUACAUGAGCUCCUUCGAGCUUUCGUUUGACUUCAGCUUUGACCGGUUCAUAUCGGUCAUGUUUAAAAAUGUUGACUGCGAAGGCACAGAGGAAUCACUGUUCGACUGCCCCAAGUCGGACUGGUACGUUGAUGAUUUCUCGUGCACGAGCCAUUAUAACGAUGUCAUCUUGGCAUGCAGUAAGGAAGACAUCGAUUUGAAGAUGAGGGAUCUAAAUGUCGUAGAAACCGUAAGUGGCACUGACGUCUACAUGAUUUGCUCGACUGAAGAUGUUUUGAUGUAUGUGGGUGAAGCAGAAACACCUGUGUGGACGUUACCAUCAGGCACCAAGCUUUCCGUCAGUGAUAGUGAAGGCAACGUAAGAGCUGCUCAACUUGGAGUUAGCAGCAGUCAGCUGGUAAUCACUGGUUUCACUGAUCAACAGAACGCUGGUAUAUAUCUCUGCACAGUGACUGGUUAUCAGAAGAACGUCACACUGACUGAGGCUACUCUGGCUGUGUCUGUGGAAUUCCCCUGUGCUGAAGGUGAAUUUAACUGCGGGGAACGAUGUGUACCACGACGAUUCCUUUGUGACCAAGACUGGGAUUGUUUGGACGGUCGUGAUGAAUCGGAGGAGAUUUGCUCACAACCCAUGCCAAUUGUGUGUUCACGGUUGGAGAUGUUGUGUGACAAUGACUCUAAAUGUGUCUCCAUGACUGCAUUGUGUGACAGAAUCCCAGAUUGCGACGACGGACGUGAUGAAAUGAACUGCGAAGGACCUGUUGUUCCAAGGGACAAUUGCCCCAUCGGUCAAAUCUCCUGUCCUACUAGUGACCAGUGUAUCUCUCUGGGUGCCAUUUGUGAUGGAAACGACGAUUGCAGUGAUGGAAUGGAUGAAAUGGACUGUGAAGAUGGUGGACCUAUUCCGGAAUCAGAGUGUCCUAUUGGUCAGAUCGCCUGUCCAUUCGAUGACAAGUGUAUUCUGAUAAGUGCCUUUUGUGAUGGAAACGAAGACUGCACGGACGGAAUCGAUGAAAUGAGCUGUGGAGGGGAAGGAGGACCAUUUCCACCAUCGUCAUGUCCUGAUGGCCUCAUCCCCUGCCCAACAAGUGAUCAGUGUAUCUCACCAUCUGCCAUGUGUGAUGGCUUUCCAGAUUGUAAUGACGGCAUCGAUGAGAUGGCUUGUGAUGAGGGUGGUGCUGGACCAUUUCCACCAUCGUCAUGUCCUGAUGGCCUCAUCCCCUGCCCAACAAGUGACCAGUGUAUCCCACCAUCUGCCAUGUGUGAUGGCUUUCCGGAUUGUAAUGACGGCAUCGAUGAGAUGGCUUGUGGUGAGGGUGGUGCCGUUCUUUCAGGUGUUAACAACUGUCCUGAUGGCAAGUUUCCAUGUCCUGGUGAAGUUAAGUGUAUCUCCAUAUCUGACGCCUGUAAUGGAGUCAAUGACUGCACGACAGGCGUGGAUGAAAUGAACUGUAACGCAACCUCUUGCAUGCCCAUCAGCGUUCCAGAAUGUGCAGUCGGCUUGGAUUACACGGAAACCAUGGCUACCUACGACAUCGGUCUCUCUCCCGAAGACGUGGCCAAUGUGUUUAGUUCUCUAUCGGUCAUAUUUGAGAGCGGCUGUGGAACCUUCUUCAGACCCUUCAUAUGCUCUACCUUUGUGCCUCAGUGUAGUAAUUUCCCACUCCCACCGUGCCGUGAAUUAUGUGAGGUAUCUGUCAGGAAGUGUCUGGAAACCUUCGAGGGACUGAUGACGGAGGAACAGGUGGAGGAACAGUUGAUACCACAGGGAGGUUUGGGUGGCGGUGCUGGUUGUGAUGCGCUGCCUAGUCAAGACGAUGGACAGUGCUACAAUGUGAAAGAGGUCUCCGUUGGUGAAGUGGCGGGCUUGGGCUCAGAGGAAGGCGUCGGCGUUUCCGUUGACUGUACUUACAACCUGUUGCCUGGUAUUCAGCCAAAAUGGACCACUCCCGACGGAUCCAAAGUCAAGACAGGAGACAAAAGAAGGGUCCGCGCCAUCCACGUAUCGGACACAGUGACUCGUUUGCAGAUUGACAACCUCCAACCCAGAUACAAAGGUGUGUACACCUGCUCCGGCCUGGAAUACUCGGUGACUGUUGAGCUGUAAGAUGGCAAGCACAAACACCUGUGCCACAUUACUAAUUGAUUGGAUUUGGUAGACCAUGUCACCUGUUUCAAAAACCGAAUGUUGUGGACACACGAUGUCAACUUUCAGCAAACAAUACCACUCUGCACAGCAUGUAGGUCUCUUAAAACAUGAGUGGAAUUAAAAGACUCACUAUUUACUGUUUGAUGUGGGGGCAUUUUAUAGUUCACAUCACUUAUGCAGUGUAAUCGUAAAUAGAUAUUGUUAUAUUUUGCAUGCAAAACUGUCAUUUUUAUACAAUGUAUAUACUUGUAUUAAUUGACCACCAAGGUAUGAGUAAAUUAGGCAGAUGAGGGACUGCGGGUUUUCAUAAAUAAAAAUUCAACAAAUAGUUCUGAAACAAUUAUAAAUAUAGUGUCGGAGCAUGUUUAAAGUUCAGAAAUUUAUCAGAACUUGACACUGAACAAAAUCUGUCUUUGUUACCGUGCACACACAAACACCCAUCUGAUGACUGUCAUGUCAUUGCCAAAAUGAAACAUAGGUUCUCUUCCCCGAUGUUGAGCACUGCCGUUCUAAACUCACUAGGGACAGUUAGAAAUGAUCGCAUACAGGAUGCGUAUGCAGCUAGUGGUUUAACAAGUGAUUUUUCAGAGCCGCAUAUUUAUCCUGUACACGGUCCAUUUCUUAUGGUUCCUACCAUGUUUGUGUCUGGAGGGGCAGGUCAUCUAGGGACAGUUUGAAUACUAUUGAUGUCGCAAAAACUCAUGUUUGCCAAUGACAAUUGAUCCUAUUGUUUUAAAUAUCCGACUAUUUGCUUCUAUUUUGCUCAGUAAUUGAGAAAGUGAGUAGGGACCCAAAAAGUGUGUUUUUGUGUAUUUGUGACCAACACUGUAGCUUUUGAACCUGUACAUGUUAAUUACAUUGUAAUCUUUGAGUGUUUAUGAUUGCUGUAUUAUAGUGCACAGUUUUAGAAGUGAUGUUUGUAAGUAAAGUUUAUUAGCUUUUUUCAAAAAUUACUGUUUUACUUCGGUACCUGAAUGUAGAGCAUAAUUACACACUGUGAGAAAAUAACAUUUUAAUAUUCGAGUGUCUAUAUUAUGACAAUGCAUAAUGUGUCAUCCGACCUUGAAGUUUGCCACAAAUAAAAUUGAUUUAGAGCUUAAAUAUGUACAAGUAUAAUACAAUAAAUACAAUCAGUUUGGAGUCCAAAAAUAAGUUCAUUCUUUUAUGUCAACCUCCUCCUGCAUGCUAGAAUGACUGACACUGUUACUUUUUCGAUAUUUUGUAUGGUACUUAUAUUUUACGAAAGAAAUAAAACGUUUAUAUGCAAGACAAAAAC
This is a messenger RNA of Patiria miniata (bat star), 5127 nucleotides long. RefSeq lists its product as uncharacterized. NCBI's taxonomy places the organism in Eukaryota, Metazoa, Echinodermata, Asteroidea, Valvatida, Asterinidae. The coding region runs from base 408 to 3809 and encodes 1133 amino acids. Gene Ontology annotation, molecular function: protein binding. The record is from RefSeq and is a predicted model, not a curated record. The transcript is spliced from 18 exons. Gene Ontology annotation, cellular component: plasma membrane.